This is a messenger RNA of Zingiber officinale, 2174 nucleotides long. RefSeq names its product shewanella-like protein phosphatase 2. The transcript has a single exon. Gene Ontology annotation, molecular function: hydrolase activity. The record is from RefSeq and is a predicted model, not a curated record. The coding region runs from base 81 to 1274 and encodes 397 amino acids. NCBI's taxonomy places the organism in Eukaryota, Viridiplantae, Streptophyta, Magnoliopsida, Zingiberales, Zingiberaceae.
UCUGAUAAUUUCCUUCUAUUUUUAAUAAUUUCGUUUGCUCCUCGUCUUUUCCUUCAUGUACGCCGCCUCUUGAUCUGACGAUGGCGGCGUCCGAUCAGGUUUGCGCCAAUCUCCCUCCCCUCCUCUCCUCCUUCGUCGAUGCCUUCGUUGACUUCUCCGUCUCCGGUCUCUUCUUCCCUACCAAUCCUUCUCCUAACCCUAACCCUAAUCUCCCUGCCGCCGCCACCCGCAUCCCCGCCCCUUCCCGGCUCGUCGCCAUCGGGGAUCUCCAUGGCGACCUUCCCAAGUCCCUCCAGGCCCUCUCCCUCGCUGGACUCGUCGACCCUUUCUCCGCCCGCUGGACCGGCCACGACGCCGUAGCCGUUCAGGUCGGCGACGUCCUCGACCGCGGUGGCGACGAGCUCCGUCUCCUUUACCUCCUCCAUCGCCUCAAGCUCGACGCUGCUCGCGCAGGCGGCGCGCUCCUCACCCUCCACGGCAACCACGAGAUCAUGAACGCCUGCGGCCGCUUCCGCUACGUCACCCCCGCCGGCCUCGACGAGUUCAAGCGCUGGGGCUUCUGGUACCGCUCCGGCCUCGCCAUGAAGCGCCUCUGCGCCGACCUCGAGUCGCCGCGAGACCCUUUCAAAGGCGUCCCCAAGUCCUUCCCCGGGAUCAAAGAGGAAUUCUGGGAGGGGAUCCGCGCCCGGAUAGCCGCCCUGCGGCCGAACGGACCGAUAGCUGCCCGAUUCCUGGCCGGAAACCAGACGGUCCUCGUGAUCGGCGAGUCGGUGUUCGUCCACGGCGGGCUUCUCCAGAGGCACGUCGAUCAUGGGCUCGAAAAGAUCAACGAGGAGGUGAGAAAGUGGAUAAUGGGGCUCAGCGGAAGCCACGCGCCGCCCUACCUCCAAGGCCGGGAAGGGGUGGUUUGGUUGCGCAACUUCUCCGACGGAUCCAAUUGCGACUGUAGCCAUCUGGAGGAGGUGCUCGCCAUGAUCCCCGGAGCGAGGCGGAUGGUGAUGGGGCACACCAUUCAGGAACAGGGCAUCAACGAGGUGUGCGACGCCCGAGCGAUCAGGAUCGACGUGGGGCUGUCGAGGGGCUGCUCCGAUGGGCUGCCGGAGGUUCUGGAGAUCAGCGACGGCGUCAAGUUGAGGAUCUUGACAUCGAAUCCAGUGUACUACGACGAGAGGUUGAAGCGUCCAUGGCGGCGGCCGGUGGCGAAGGAGGAGCUGGAGGGGCUUGGCAUGUUGGUUCCGGAGACCAGGCCGCAAGAAAUGGAAGCCAAAGCCUGAAAGAACUCGCAGGCCUCUCUUUUCCCAUUUUUAUGCUUCUGCUCUCCUUAUUUACUCAUUUUCUUUAAUCUGCUUUUUAAAAAGAAGGGAAAUAAACUAAGCAUCUAAAACCAAAAAAAAAUAAAAAAAAACAUUAGAGGCUCUAGAAGAUAAGAGCACCAACUUUGUUUUCCAUCUCCAAUCUUAUUAAAGACCUAAGUAGAAAAUGGCUGCAAAAUUUCUGCCACUAGGAGAAGGCUCAAGAUCUGUUCGUGAUUUAUCAACUUUGUGUUGAUCUUGAGACGGGUUGACGGGGACAAGAUCAAUAAAAAAAAAGCUGAAUCUACAAAUUUGUCAUCCUCUUUAUAAACCCUAAUUAAACUAAAAAGCUGUUUGUAUUUUUUUUUAAACAGAGGAGAGAUUCAGUGUGUUAGAUGGAAGAUAUGCCGUGACUUAUCGGCCGUAGCACAUUCCAAAAUAGAGACGGUUUUAAACAGUUUGAAGUUGGACUCGAAUAGGAAGCCUUCAGUGUGUGAUUUCAAUGCAAAUUGGCAUGAAUCAGACUCAAAUAGGAGACCUUAGGGAUGGGUUUAUAUGGUUUACAGCGGGCAGGAAGGGGAUAAAUGAUAAGAGUUAUAUGGUUUUGUUUCAGUCGUCCAGCUUAUUAAUAAUUUUCUCAGAUUAUUUUAUAUAAUUUUUUACGAGAGAAUCCGACAAUAAUUUAUUGAUAGGAUUGAUGAAUCUCGUUCUUGAGUUGCACUAUUAUAUAAACUUGGUGCACCUUUACCAAAUCCAAUGUUUGGACUUAGUACUAAUUUAUGCAUAUUUAUGGUAUAAAUAAAGGAUCUCUACAUCUGUGUAUAUUUAAUUUUUUUUAUUUGAAUUUUUUUAUAAUUAAGAUAUAUACAAGCUGUUUUUUUU